AUGAUGUCGGUCAUCGUGCGCGUGGCCGGCCUGUUCGGACUGAUGGUGUCGGAGCCAAAGACAGAGAUCAUGUGCAUGCUGCCAAAAGGGAUCGAGGAACACCCGUUCACGGUCAGCGCCGCCGGCCAGACGUACAAGCAGACAGAUCGGUUUGUGUACCUCGGACGUACCAUCUCCGCGGACGGGAAGGCCGACCGGGAGAUCACGAGCCGCAGCUGCCGAGCGUGGAAGUGCUACCGCCGGAACAGUGCUUCGAUGUACGACAGGCGACGGGCCGACCGCCAGCUCAAGAUCCGGCUUCUCCAGGCUGAAGUGGUGGAGACUCUCCUGUAUGGGUGCGCCUCGUGGAGCCUAACAGCGGAGCACUACACGAAGCUCAAUGGGACCCACCGCCAGUUCCUUACACGGUGCAUCGGCUGGAGCAAGCGGAAACGCUCAGACCGCCCCCUGUCCUAUGCCCAGGCCCUCAUCCAGGCAGGCUGCGAGUAACCAUCGAGGCCACCGUGCGCAAACGGAGACUGUGUUUCGCG
Ectocarpus sp. CCAP 1310/34 is the source of this 530-nucleotide messenger RNA. NCBI's taxonomy places the organism in Eukaryota, Phaeophyceae, Ectocarpales, Ectocarpaceae. The record is from the annotation of a GenBank genome assembly.